UAAUUAUAUGUAAGAUUUCAACAUCCACCUAUGGAAAUUUUGUAAAAAUUAAGAUGAACAUAGAAAAUGAACAGAAAAAUCUAAAAUGAGGAAACACAACAAAACAAAGGCCAAUAGAAAAGGAAAAUGUGGAGUUUAUGUUGUCUCAAAUAAUGAUACGUGGACAUGUUGAUACAUGCAAUAACAUGCAAUAUUUUCCAAAUUCCACCGUCUCAACCUCUUACAUAAAUACACUCACCCUUUCUACACAUCUCAACAUUUCCCCAAAGGUGAUAAUAAAUUUUUACUAAUAUUUUUUGGGGUUGCAUACUUAUUUUCUGAGACCAAUUUCUCUCAAAAUUUGAAGGUGUGAAAUGAAGCCACCGAGUGGGUAUGGUGGGCCGGGCCCAGGCCGGAGAUCGGGCCUGAUCAAUGGGUUUCUCCACAACUUGUGCACUGCUAUCUGUUCUUGCUGUUAUGUCUUCUCUUGUUGUUGGCUGGUUGAAGACUGCUUUUCGAGCCAACGUAGCUUCCCUUGGCCGGCUUAUGGAUCACCGGAGCCGCCGCCGCCUCCGCCGACGGUGGUGACGGGGCAUCAGCAUCAUGGGCUAUUGGGCUCUGUCAUGGGUGGCCCACCGGGCCCACCAGGCCCGUUUGGUCAGCCCGGCCCAUAUGGUUACUCUGAGGAGCCGCCUCCUUAUAGAUGAUAUAUAUGCAUCACUGAAAUAAUGUUUGUUCC
This is a messenger RNA of Salvia miltiorrhiza (redroot sage), 718 nucleotides long. RefSeq lists its product as uncharacterized. Bases 354 to 686 code for a protein of 110 amino acids. Lineage: Eukaryota; Viridiplantae; Streptophyta; Magnoliopsida; Lamiales; Lamiaceae. The record is from RefSeq and is a predicted model, not a curated record. The transcript is spliced from 2 exons.